This is a messenger RNA of Cladocopium goreaui, 513 nucleotides long. The record is from the annotation of a GenBank genome assembly. NCBI's taxonomy places the organism in Eukaryota, Dinophyceae, Suessiales, Symbiodiniaceae.
AUGCAUCGCCUACAGGUAGAUUUCGUGGUGCACGUCAAGGCCUGCGCUCUCUACAGUGACGAGACCACACAGGGCUCAAAGCUGAGCUUCACCAGUGCUGAGGUCUUUGAUGGCAGGGGUUCGCGCUACGGUCCGGUGGCCCCUCUGAAGUCAUUGGAGGAUGCAUUGCGUCUGAAGCGCCCAUUCGCUGUGGUGGCCAAGCCUUGCGACAUCAAUGCAGUCCGAAAUUAUGCAAAGGUGGAUCCCCGAGUGGAUGAACUCUGCAAGUGUCUGAUGACAGUUUCUUGUGGCACCUACGCUGAUAACGUCUGUGUGGACAAAUUUCUGAAACAGCACGAGGUUGAGCAUUCAGAAGUGGAGGACCCUGGAUGUUUCAUCACGCCAAGGGUUUCAUUUUUUAAUAAGAAAAUUGAUAAAGUAGAUAUUUGUACAUGUCAUAUUAUAUAUAUAGAGAGAGAGAGAGAAAGAUCUUUUUCUGGAAAGGGCUGCUCUGCACUUCUCCUUAUGAAGUAA